AUGGAGGUGGGGAGAUUCUCAAUUUCAUGUAGGAUGAGGAAUGUGGAAGACGGACUAGUCUGGAUGUUUACUGGGGUUUAUGGGCCAUUUUCUAAAGAGGACAGGGAGUGGAUGUGGAAGGAAAUAGGAGCAAUCCGAGGCAUUUGGGAGGAUCCAUGGUGUAUAGGGGGUGACUUCAAUGUCACCCUGUCACUGAGGGAAAGAAGUAAUCAGGGAAGACUAACGAGUGCAAUGAGAAGGUUUGCUCAAGUUGUUGAUGAGCUAGAACUCAUUGAUCUUCCAUUACAAGGAGGGAUGCUUACUUGGAGUGGGGGGAGGAAUAAUCAGGCAUGGGCCAGAUUGGAUAGGUUCCUGGUGACCCAGAGUUGGCUUGACCACUUCAGUGAGGUUGUGCAAUGUAGGCUGCCCAGACCGACCUCAGAUCAUUUUCCUAUUGUGCUGAUGGGGGGAGGGUUAAGGAGAGGUCCGUCCCCGUUUAGGUUUGAAAAUAUGUGGCUUAAAGCUGACGGGUUCACGGAUCUUCUUAGGGGCUGGUGGCAGGGAGUUGAGGUUAGAGGGAGGGCCAGUGUCAGACUAGCCACUAAAAUGAAGGUGCUGAAGCAUAAGAUUAAAGUGUGGAACAGAGAGGUGUUUGGUAGGCUGGAAGCUAACAAGAACUCAGCCCUGCAACAAGUGGAGUUUUGGGAUGGGGUGGAAAGGGAAAUGAGCUUGUCUGAAGGUGAAACUGAACUGAAAAAAGAAGCCAAGGAUUCCUUUAAAAUAUGGGUCUUAUUGGAGGAGACCCACUGGAGACAAUUGUCAAGGGAAUUGUGGCUUAAGGAGGGAGAUAGAAACACUGGAUUCUUCCAUAGAAUGGUUAAUGCUCACCGAAGGAAUAACUCUCUGGAUAGAAUAAAAAUUAAUGGAGUUUGGAUGACUGAGGAGUAG
Vitis vinifera (wine grape) is the source of this 927-nucleotide messenger RNA. RefSeq lists its product as uncharacterized. The record is from RefSeq and is a predicted model, not a curated record. Lineage: Eukaryota; Viridiplantae; Streptophyta; Magnoliopsida; Vitales; Vitaceae. The transcript has a single exon. Bases 1 to 927 code for a protein of 308 amino acids. Gene Ontology annotation, molecular function: catalytic activity.